Molecule: messenger RNA, 2540 nt
Organism: Pecten maximus
Lineage: Eukaryota; Metazoa; Mollusca; Bivalvia; Pectinida; Pectinidae
Product: digestive organ expansion factor homolog
Biological process (GO): maturation of SSU-rRNA from tricistronic rRNA transcript (SSU-rRNA, 5.8S rRNA, LSU-rRNA)
Cellular component (GO): small-subunit processome; nucleolus
Molecular function (GO): U3 snoRNA binding; rRNA binding
Source: RefSeq, a predicted model, not a curated record
AUUUAUGAAAGCUUGAACUUCAUUGGUCAAGCCAGCAGUAACCUACCAAUAGGAAACUUUUUCAUAUUAUUACAAGUUGAAGAAAACAAACCAGCAUGGGACCAAGACGGCAUGGGCCCGGUGGAAAGAAAAGGAAUAAAAAACAGAACAGGCCAGCUAAGAAGCGAAAAACGGAAAUCAAAAGAUCACUGCCACAAAAGCCAGUUGAAACCAGAGAGCCAGCAGAUGAGAUACUAGAAUCCAGUUCGUCUGAAAGCGAAGAGGAGAUAAGUGAUUACCAGAAACUCGUGUUCUCCAUUAAGGCAUCAGGAGCUGCAACAACAGAAAAGGAUGAUUCAGAAUCAGAUGAUGGAGAAGAUGAGGAAGAGAAUGAUGAAGAUGGAAGUGAUGAAAGUGAAGUUGAUGAAGAUGAUGAAUCGGAGGAGGAAGAUGAAGAUAAUGAGAUGGAUAGUAGUGCUGAGAUGAACGGGAAAGACAGAACAAUAGAAGAGGAUGAAGUUAUAGGGAGUGAUGAAGACGAAGAACAUUACCAAAUGAAAGAGUCAGAUCCAUUCAGCAUUCAUUUUGAAAAUGAUAAAGAAGAAGAUUUUAUCACAGAUUUGGAGAAGAAAGAAUCGUGGAAAAAAACAUCUGUAAAGGUACCACAUGUUGGCAGUGCCUCGGUGGCGUCCUCGACACACCAGUCCAAGAUGAUCUCCACAGACAGAGACCUGAAGAAACAAUAUGUGAAGUCCAAGCUGUGUACACAGGUGUUAGAGACCAAUAAAAAAUGCUGUAAUGUUGAACAGGAUCUCCGGGACUAUCCAUUGACUGGCUUCCAGGAAAACUUGUUCAGGAUUAUCAAUAAUUAUCAGGAUUUGUACCUACCUAACAGAACAAUGUCUAAUGGAGAACAGAUCCGGCUUGUCUAUUGUCUUCAUGCUCUUAACCACGUUCUCAAGACAAGGAGUCGUGUCAUUGCCCAUAAUACUAAACUGAAGAAACGAGAUGAUGACCAAACAGAUUCCAGUGAUUACCGAGACCAGGGCCUCACCCGACCUAAAGUCCUCAUAGUUCUACCGUUCAGAGAGGCUGCCCUUCGUGUCGUCCAGAUGAUGACCAGUCUGUUGAUGCCAAAGGAUCAGAAACAUGUAGUUGGUAAUAAGAAAAGGUUCCAUUCAGAAUACACGGAACUAGAUAAAGACAUCAAGAAACCAGCAAACAAGCCAGCUGAAUAUGAUGAAAUAUUUGCUGGAAAUAUUGAUGAUCAUUUCCGAAUAGGAAUUGGUGUGGCCAAAAAUACCCUCAAACUGUAUUCACCGUUCUACAGUUCUGAUAUAAUCCUGGCUUCACCCCUUGGACUACGCACAGUGAUUGGAGUGGAGGGAGAUAAGGAACGUGACUAUGACUUCUUGAAUUCCAUCGAGAUUCUCAUAUUUGAUCAAGCUGACAUUUUCUUGAUGCAGAACUGGGAUCAUAUAACACACCUGAUGAAGCACCUCCACCUCCAACCAUCCGAUGCCCACGGUGUGGACUUCUCCCGAGUCAGGAUGUGGACAGUUAAUGGCUGGUCCAAGUUUUACAGACAGACUUUGAUGUUCAGCUCUGUGGCAGCUCCUCAGAUAAAUGCCAUCCUCAAUAGACACUGUGGCAAUUAUGCAGGCAAGGUGAUGGUGACACGCCCCGACACCAGUGGGGCAAUCUGUCAGAUUGUUUUACAGCUCCCUCAGACCUACCAUAAAGUGAAGACUUCCAGUUAUGCUUCGGCAGCUGAUGACAGAUUUGAAUUCUUCAUCAAGAAGAUCCUGCCUCAUCAGAAGGAAGCCCUGAAAGCACAGACUCUUCUUUUCAUACCUUCCUAUUUCGACUUUGUCAGACUUCGUAACCACUUUGUCCGAGAAGAUUUAGACUUUUCACAGAUCUGCGAGUAUUCUAGUGACAAAAACAACUCUCGAUCCAGAAGUUAUUUCUUCCAUGGAAAUGCACACUUUCUGUUAUACACUGAGAGAGCACAUUUCUUUAAGAGGUUCAAGUUGCGUGGUGUCCGCCACAUCGUGUUCUACGAGUUGCCUACUUAUCCACACUAUUACAGUGAGUUGUGUAACAUGAUCGUGGACUCGCGUAGUCUCAAGGACACGUGUACCUGUACUACAUUGUACACACCGUAUGACGCCCAGAAACUCGCCGAGGUUGUCGGCACCAACAGGACUUCUAUCAUGAUAAACUCCAGUAAAACUACGCACAUGUUUGUAACAGGGGAAAAUACGUGACAUCACAUUAACUCGUAGGUCAGGACAUCUUAUUCAGUACGAAGUUUGUGACAUCACAUUAACUCGUCGGUCAGGACAUCUUAUUCAGUACGAAGUUUGUGACAUCACAUUAACUCGUCGGUCAGGACAUCUUAUUCAGUACGAAGUUUGUGACAUCACAUUAACUUGUCGGUCAGGACAUCUUAUUCAGUACGAAGUUUGUGACAUCACAUUAACUCGUCGGGCAGGACAUCAUAUUCAGUACGAAGUUUGUGACAUCACAUUAACUCGUCGGGCAGGACAUCAUAUUCC